Messenger RNA from Nymphalis io (European peacock), 2974 nucleotides. Its product is annotated as transmembrane protein 39A. Gene Ontology annotation, cellular component: membrane. The coding region runs from base 163 to 1692 and encodes 509 amino acids. The record is from RefSeq and is a predicted model, not a curated record. Lineage: Eukaryota; Metazoa; Arthropoda; Insecta; Lepidoptera; Nymphalidae. The transcript has 8 exons.
UUGAUUUCCAAUUCUUUCAAUUCCGAUAUUGUUACUUUCAUACUUUGUUUAGAUAGUUAUUUCAUUUAGUUGUCAAUUUGUCAAAUUCACGUUCUGUCGGAUGUGUAACAGCGAGUGUGUUGAUGCGAAAUAUUUAUAUUGGGAUAUUUUAUCAUGUAAGUGAUGAGUUGUACCGAAAAUGAAAGUGGACCUUUCGUCGUAUUCUUCCUACCAGCGGCUCUUGGGUGCUUGACCAUACUUUUGGCCCGGCGGUGGGCUUACUCUCAAGUUAGCACUACUUCGUCUACUGCCGUCUCAAGACGGCGAAAAAUUAUUAAAGACCCGCUUGCAAAACGAACCUUACCCACGUUACCCUGUAAAAUGGUAGCUCCCAGUUCAAAGAAAUCUUCAGGUGGCCCUAAGAAGGGACCUGCAACACCUCUCAUAGAAGAUGAUGUAAGCAAUGGAAAACGCGCCAGAUCAAGGCUAUCACCAGCAAAAGCCUCUGGAACCGAUGUCAAAUUUAUAGAGAGUCCUUUGCCACCAAAACACAUACCAUUUCCAUAUAUUCCACAAGAUGGAGAGCUACUCUUUGAAAUUAUGAACUUUGUGUUUACACUUGUAGCUAUGUGCUUACAAUUCUUGAACCUAUAUAGGACUAUGUGGUGGUUACCACAUUCAUAUACAACACAAGCUAUGAAUUUCUAUCUUAUUGACCCACAUCUGGUUGCAUUUAUAGUGACAAUUAUAAGCCGAAGACUACUAUUAAGUGUGAGCCUUGCGCUACUUAAAUGUAUAUUAGCACCUAAGCUGUUGCCACAUGCUACAAUUGCAGCUAGAAUGUUCAUUCUGGGUGUGGUUUUAGGUGCACUGUCUUGGUGUACUUACUUUAUAAUGCUCAAAUAUCCACUUGUAAAGAUUUUUUAUCUCUGUUAUCCGGCAGUGAUAUAUUUUAUAUGCUUUGGGAUAAACUCCACUCCUUUCCUUGAGCUACACAACACGGAGACUCCUCUUAUGCACAGUUGUUCUCAUGAACCAGAACAAAUACGGUCAGAAGUGGAAGUUCUGAGGCAGGACUUUAAUAUGAGGGUCAAGAAAAUACUAUUCAAUUCAAUACUUGGAGCAUAUUAUACAAGUUUUGUUCCAUGUUGUUUUGCUCAGUCGUACCUGCAGUACGACAGCGCGGGCGCGGCGCAGCAGGUGGGGCUGGUGUGGGGCGCGCUGUGCGGGCGCUACGCGGCGCACCUGCUGCCCGCCGCGCUCACGGACGCGCCGCACCGCGCCGCGCGCCACCUCGGCCGCUGGCAGCCGCUCAUCGUGUCGGGCGACGUGAGCGACGUGCCGGCGUGGUCGGGCGCGCGCGUGUGGGGGCGCGGCGCGCGCGUGCGCGUGUCGCAGGCCGUGUACUGCGCCGCCGCGCCCGCCGUGGCCGCCGACCCCACCGACGUGCACCACAUCCGCUUCUAUUCUGUGUUCAGCAAUCCAUCAAAGCUGUUGUGCUUACUACUGUGCCUGCAGCUCUCAUUAGUAGCCAUGCAACUAUGUCUCCUAUUUAGUUCUUUCGCGUGGCAUAAUUUUUUAGCCAUUGUUAUAUUACUAUUUAUAAAUUAUUAUACACUAUUCAAGAUGGUUCGAGAUUAUCUCGUCGCAUGGAAAGUUUAUAAGGCGGAAAACAUGAUACAGGACAAGAAUGCAACGUUACAAGUUAAUUAACGAUAAAAUAAACGUAGAGUAUCUCUGCACACAUUUGUAAUCUGUUUGUCCCGUUAACCAUAUUAUACAGAUAAUAAAUGAAACUAUUUAUAUGCGGUAAGAAAGAUACAACAUCUCAUGUUUAAUUUACUCAUAUAUGUAUUCCAUAGUACAUAAAAAAAUAUAUUUAAAUAUUUAAGUCUAGUCAAAUAUUAGUCUUUGGUUUAAAAAAAAAGGAUAUUAAAUAUUCAAUGAGCAUAUAACCCAUAGUAAUAACAGGACGGGUUGUAAUAUUCUGUCUUAAUUAGUUCACGUAUAUAACCUUCCCGCUCUGAGGUUGGUAGCAACUGAUGAAAUCGCUGUCUACCUUAAAAAACAUGAUAGAAUCUCAUUACUCGUUUACUAUGGUGACUUGUGUCCCUAUAGCUCAGCAUAGUUGACAGUCCUUAGUAAAAAUGUUACGCGUUAUUGAUAGACAAUUUAAUAAAAUAUAUUUUUUAUUGUGUAAAAGGCAGAUGGCCAUCUGCCUGAUAUCUUAUAGUAAUUGGUAAAAAUCAUGGACAUUAGUGCUGAAAGGAAUAUUCCUUGCAUCGCCAAUGCACAACCAACCUUGGCAACAAAGAUGUAAGUGACUUGUGUCUGGAGUUACACUGGCUCUCUAUCUAACCCUUCCAACCGCAACUGCCAAACAGCAAUACAUAGUAUUGUUGUGUUGCACCCGGUACCACCUACAUAAGUGAUGGUCAAUCAUUUGAAGGCAGCAUUUACACAUACCGGAUUUUUGCACUAAACGAAUCGUUAUUUUACAUCAGUUAUUGACUUCGAGCUACGAAUAACGAGCCAUUAGUCGUUCCUAUACCUCACAUAUGUAUGCGCGACUUCUAAACUUACGAAACGUAUUUUAUAGUGUGUUUGAAUAACGACUCUUAGAAAAAUCUACCAUCCAUUAGCAAAUGGAAUCUUUUGUUCUGUAUAUAUUCGUCAUUAAUUUUAUUUUAUGAUGUUUACUUUUAAAUAAACCGCUAACUUGAUUUUUCUCGGAGUUAUAUGAUCUUAUAAAUGUAAUUUGAAAAACUAUAAAGUAAGCCAACUAAUUUUAAUCUGUUAUAAUGUGCAUUGUGUAAACAUUAAGGUAUUUGUAAAAAGGCUCAUUUUAUUAUAAGUGUCUGUAAAAUAUUUGUAAGGCUGGUUUAAUAGACAUUUUAAUCAAAAUUAUACUCAUAUGUAUUACAAAAUGUGUGUUGGAGAUAUAAAAUAUUCCUUUUUACUAUAAAACAGAACAAAAUAUAUGACUUAGCAAGUA